This is a messenger RNA of Penicillium roqueforti, 1914 nucleotides long. Its product is annotated as shugoshin family protein. NCBI's taxonomy places the organism in Eukaryota, Fungi, Ascomycota, Eurotiomycetes, Eurotiales, Aspergillaceae. Gene Ontology annotation, biological process: meiotic chromosome segregation. Gene Ontology annotation, cellular component: nucleus; chromosome, centromeric region. The record is from RefSeq and is a predicted model, not a curated record. Bases 1 to 1914 code for a protein of 637 amino acids. The transcript is spliced from 4 exons.
AUGGCUCGGUUGAAUGACUAUGCGGCUCCUGCUGAGUCCAUUGAAGCGUUGAAGCGACGAUUUGUGCGACAAAAUCGGGAGAUCGCGAGAGUGAAUUCCUUGCAAUCUCUUCGUAUUCGCAGCCUAGAGUCAGAAGUAUCACAUCUAAUUUCGGAAAAUGUGUCGCUUCGAAAACAGGUCAUCAAUCUUACCCGGGAAACCGAACGACUGGAAGCGGGGAAAAUGUUGCACAAUGGAAUAUACGACAUCAAAUCCAAGCUAGAUGCCAAACUAGCCGAGUUGAGCAAUUUGGCCGCAGAUUUGGGCUCAUUACCCCGCAAGGUGGGCAAGCUCUGCGACACACAGUUCGAUAGACCAAAACAGGCGGCAGAGUCGAGACCUAGGACAGAAGACAUGGAAGGCGAAGAUGGAAGGCUUCCUGCCAUUGUUGAGGACAAAUAUUACCCUCGACGGACUCUGGAGCCCCAAGAGCUUGACAGCCUGCUCCAAGACGACCAAAGUAUUCUAGACUCCCCUCCUCGAUUCAGCUUUAUGCCGGAGGAAGGGGAUGCACUCAUCGAAAAUUCAAGCCCAUCACCACCAGAAUCAACAUUCAGGACCGAAAUAAACAACGAUAUACCCGAAGAACCCGAGCCAUCAUUUCCUCCAACUCUCGAGACACGCAAGAAGAAAAAGAGGUCGAGUUCGAUCGUUGCGCCUGAAAUUAGCCCCCCGCCAACAGAUCGGCAACCAAGUCCACCCAUCGAUACAACACAGCACACAACAUCGGUUUCAACGAAGCGAAAAUACGUACCCGAAGACGAUGACAGGUUCACUUCCAACCUUGAUGUCGACGACGACGAAUUCCAAUUCACCCGGCCCAGCCAUACCCCAAAAAAGCAAACGAUCCCAUUCGAAGAUACACAGCGAGACCAGUCACCCACUCAAAGCCAUGUCAAACUAACAAGAGGAUCAAGAACCCCCGUUCUAUCUAUGCGGAGGGUCCUCGAGCCAAAGAGUGCAAAUUCCAAUCUAGGCUCUCCGAAGAAGGCCCGCAUGUCUUCGUACCAGGACUCUAAGCUUAUGCAAAGGCCCACCAAGGGCGACGAGAAUAGCAACUCGCCACAGAAAGUUAAGAAUGUCGACAAACUCAGUGGUAACACUGUCAAUCAAAAGCCGCGAGUGUCCAGAAGCGCCUCUUCAAACAAAGAAAAGCGCGCUCGCCCUGCUCCUCCCCAGGUGGAAGAGCCUGCCUCACGCCAGCCAGAACAGUCACCGCAUCCGAAUACAAUGAAGACGGAGGAAGAGUCUGCCACUCGGCAUUCACGACGUCGUGGUGCUGUGGUUAGCUAUGCAGAGCCUAACCUACGGGACAAGAUGCGCCGCCCUACGAAGGAAAUGAUCGAUGCUGUUGCACUUGGAUCGCGAAGAUCCUCCAGUUUCCAGGCAGGCCGGGAAAGUUUGGACGGAGAGGGCGGCAACACCCAGUCUCAUGGUACUCUCCCUGCUGAUUUCACUCUUGCGGCGCAGAGCUCAGAUCUGUUUACCGUGGAUGAAUCCUCAGAUCAGUUGCUAGCAAUGGUCUCCCGGAGAAAACGCAAGGCGUCGUCAGCCCCAAAGGACGACCCCGAUGUGGGGAAACCAAGCUCUGGCCUCAAGAAAGAGAUUGAGGAUAGCCUCGCAGAUAUCUCGGCCCAAGUAUCACAAAAACCAUUGAAUUCGAGGCGUCAGCCUCGACGUCACUCGUCAAACCCCAAAAAUACAACUGCAGACAUGGCACAAUACGACACGGACCAGGGUGAACCACAAUCCCCAAACGGCGACUCUCCAGAAGAUGAAGACUCAUUUGGACCGGGGCCAAACGGUUCUACAAUGGACAGCGAUGUCAGACGUGGCCAGCGUGUUGCUGCAAGGAGAAAAAGCAUGAUGGUAUAA